AUGGCGAUAAUAAUAAUGGUGAUGGUGAUAAUCGUGAUGAUUGAUGAUGAUAAUGAAGAUGAGGAUGAGGAUGAGGAUGAUGAUGAUGAUGAUGAUGAUGAUGAUGAUGAUGAUGAUGAUGAUGAUGAUGAUGAUGAUGAUGAUGGUGACAGUGAUAGUGAUAAUGGCAAUGAUAAUGACAAUGAUAAUGGCGAUGAGAGUUGA
Messenger RNA from Angiostrongylus costaricensis, 204 nucleotides. The record is from the annotation of a GenBank genome assembly. Lineage: Eukaryota; Metazoa; Nematoda; Chromadorea; Rhabditida; Metastrongylidae.